Molecule: messenger RNA, 676 nt
Organism: Arachis duranensis
Lineage: Eukaryota; Viridiplantae; Streptophyta; Magnoliopsida; Fabales; Fabaceae
Product: putative inactive methylesterase 20
Exons: 4
Coding region: 32-676 (214 amino acids)
Biological process (GO): salicylic acid metabolic process; jasmonic acid metabolic process
Molecular function (GO): methyl indole-3-acetate esterase activity; methyl salicylate esterase activity; methyl jasmonate esterase activity
Source: RefSeq, a predicted model, not a curated record
UUAGGCAAGAGAGGGUAGCUAGGUACUAGCUAUGGAAAACAAGAAGCAUUUUGUGCUGGUUCAUGGUGCCUGCCAUGGCGCGUGGUGUUGGUAUAAGGUAUCUGCUUUGUUGAAAUCAGGUGGUCACAGAGUGACAGCUCUGGACAUGGCUGCCUCCGGGAUCCAUCCAAAGAAGGUUCAAAAGCUGGCUUCCAUAACCGAAUAUGUGGAGCCAUUGAUGGAGUUGCUGGAGUCUCUGCCGUCAGAGUCAGAGGAGAGAGUUAUAUUGGUGGGUCACAGCUUGGGCGGUAUCUGCAUUUCCAUGGCCAUGGAAAUGUUCCCAAAUAAGAUUGCAGCUGCUGUCUUUGUAGCUUCUUUCAUGCCUUCUUCUCAAGAUCCAACCUUUAUGACUCGUAUCCAACAGCACAGGGAAAAAGUAUAUUCUACCAUGGACUCGAAGAUCAUGUUUGAUGAGGAUGCCAAAAAUACUAGUAAGCCCAAUGGGUGUAUGAUAUUUGGGCCCCAACACUUAGCAUCCAAUUUAUACCAACUGUGUCCACCUAAGAUCUCUCUUCGCAAUCCCCGUUUGGAUCUUCAGAUGCGCGCCGUUUCGAUCGCGUUAUUAGUCGUUUCUCGCACUCGCAUUCUGAAGCAAUCUCAGAUUCAUACUGAUUCAUGUUUAAGGGCGGGACUAUAA